CCUGUGACUGUGCACAUCGGUCAGAUAUGUAGAGUGUUGGUUGGGGGUGCACUGAGCUCUGCAUGGGAGGAAUGACAGACUGGCUCUUAAAAAUAAAGCCCCCCACGCAGCUGCACACUCCCGGCCGAGUGCCUGCUCGCUUGCCAGCGUUGGCAGAUAAAUGUGUAAGGUGGACCGUGAAAGACGCCGAGGGGAUUCGUUUGUACGUUUAGACACGGUUUGGAAAGAAAACCGGUCCAAGGAGGUGAACGGGUUUUUCGGGGAUUCGCGCUGACGUCGAAGGCUAGCCUCGCUCCAGCUGCUGCUAUGGAUAAAGCUAAGUCACUGCUGGACAAGAAGGGGGCGUCGGGACCUCUCCGUGUCAACAACUGCCCGAGCUUGAGGAGCUACAACGGGCACGUUUACGGUUGCGGCGGCCACGGCAGCACGCUCGUCUCUCCCGGCUCAACCAGUGCUGGCCAGUCGGAGAACAACCACCACACGAACCGAGGGGAGGAUAUUGAGUGCAACGGCUCGCCGGCCAAGAAAAGCAGGCUGCGGAGGAGGACAGAGUCGAUGAAGCGGCACAGACCCCCGUUCCCGUGGUUUGGGAUGGACAUCGGCGGCACGCUGGUCAAGCUAGUCUAUUUCGAGCCGGUGGACAUCACAGCAGAAGAAGAGCAGGAAGAAGUAGAGAACCUCAAGUCCAUUCGGAAAUACCUCACCUCAAAUGUGGCCUAUGGAAAAACAGGGGUGCGCGACGUCCACCUGGAGUUACGCAACCUGACCAUGUGCGGCCGCACCGGCAACCUGCACUUCAUCCGCUUCCCUACGCAGGCCAUGCCUCGCUUCAUCCAGAUGGGACGUGACAAGAACUUCUCCAGCCUGCACACCACGCUGUGUGCCACCGGUGGCGGCGCUUAUAAGUUUGAGGACGAGUUCCGAGCCAUGGCCAAUCUGGAGCUGCUGAAGCUGGACGAGCUGGACUGCCUGAUUCGCGGCCUGCUCUUUGUGGAUCGGGUGGGCUUCAAUGGCCACCCCGAGUGCUACUACUUCCAUGACCCGUCGGACACGCAGAAAUGCUUCAAGCAGCCGUGCAGGCUGGAUAACCCUUUCCCCAUGCUGCUGGUAAACAUCGGCUCCGGCGUCUCCAUCCUGGCUGUCUACUCCGAGGACGACUACAAGCGCGUUACUGGAACCAGCCUGGGAGGUGGUACAUUCCUCGGCCUUUGUUGCCUUCUGACGGGCUGCGAGACUUUCGAGGAAGCUCUGGAGAUGGCGAGCAAGGGCGACUCUACCAACGUGGACAAGCUGGUCAAGGAUAUCUACGGCGGCGACUACGAGCGCUUCGGCCUGCAGGGUUCGGCCGUGGCGUCCAGUUACGGUCACAUGAUGAGCAAAGAGAAGCGCGACAGCAUCAGCAAGGAGGACCUGGCGCGAGCCACGCUAGUCACCAUCACCAAUAACAUCGGCUCCAUCGCGCGCAUGUGCGCCGUCAAUGAGAAAAUCGAGCGCGUGGUUUUUGUGGGCAACUUCCUGCGCAUCAACACCGUGUCCACCAAACUGCUAGCCUACGCCAUGGACUUCUGGUCCAAAGGACAGUUGCGAGCACUCUUCUUGGAGCACGAGGGUUACUUUGGAGCCGUGGGCGCGCUGAUGGAGCUUCUCAAAACCACUGAGGACCCCUGAGUACCCGUGCGCUCGUCGAUGCCGUGAUGUCAUCAACUCUGGAGACGCCGCGAACGCCACAGCAGCUGCUAUAGGAAUCACUGCAAGACGUCAGGAAGCUGCGGAACAGUCGCCGGGGAAUCACGUGUACAUAAGUUGUAAUGUUGUCGUCGCUCAUUUAGGUUCAAACUGUAGUACUGCCAUCAACUGGAAUGGAAUGGGAACAAAACUAGUAGAAGUAGAAUCCUGCCAAAGUAAAACGUAAAACAUGGCCUUCACACUCGACACCAAACUGCUAAAAAUGAAUCAUGUCCAAUUUCCUUCUUUUCGCCUUUUCUCAGUCAUCUUUGUGCCAUUUUGUGGGUUUUAGCCGUUUCUCCCAACCAAUUUUAUUGACAACUUAAGGCUCGCUCACAGGUGGUGGAAUGUCUCAAAGGUUUCCCACUUGUUAACCAUCAGCCAGAACGGACGAUAAAAAAAUGUUUUCCCACCACCACUUUUAACGUGUUUUUGUUGCCUCCGACCUGACCUCUGUAUCGCCUUCAACAUUUUUUGUUUGCAUCAAUGCCUUGUUUGUAACCUUUUUCACCUCAAUGUCUUCUUUUCCUGUUAACUGUUAGCAUCAGAUCCGUAACAAAUCAUCCGGACAGAUGGUGGCCAUUGCUUUCAACGCAACAGGGCAUUAGAAGUGACUGUGCGCUUUUCUGUAGUCAUUUAACCUUUACACACAAUCGCCACCUGCGGCAGGCAGGCAGAUGCUGCCGGACAGUGACCAAGCAUUACCUUUUUAAGCAGUUCCGCCUUUGUUCCGGCUCUGAUACUACCUCUGAAGGCCAAUAGACACCCCCCCCCCCCCCACUCCAGGUCAGCGCUGUAGCCUUCUUGUCCUGUGGCGGUACGAAAAUCCGAAAAAGAACAAAAGAUACUGUACAUACAACUGGAUUCUUUUAUUUAAUGGUUGUUGUUAUUAAUAUAUAUUUUUUUUUUCACAUGUUGGUUUAUGAGUUCCGACACUACGGAUUAUUUAUGUCAAAGGGGUUUUCCUGGCCCAAAUUUUACCCGAGGUGUUACCGUUCUGAUCAUUGCUGUGAGUUUUUACAUGUUUUUUUGUCCUUCAAUGUUUUUCCUUCAAACAUGUCACCUGCCUUGAAAAAUAUGUUUGAUCUAUUUUAUGCGAAA
This is a messenger RNA of Corythoichthys intestinalis (scribbled pipefish), 2826 nucleotides long. RefSeq names its product pantothenate kinase 1a (gene pank1a). The coding region runs from base 307 to 1668 and encodes 453 amino acids. The record is from RefSeq and is a predicted model, not a curated record. Gene Ontology annotation, biological process: coenzyme A biosynthetic process. Gene Ontology annotation, cellular component: nucleus; cytosol. NCBI's taxonomy places the organism in Eukaryota, Metazoa, Chordata, Actinopteri, Syngnathiformes, Syngnathidae. The transcript has 9 exons. Gene Ontology annotation, molecular function: pantothenate kinase activity; ATP binding.